CCGGCUUAUAAGUCAUGAAAUGUGCCUUUCAAUUUUUUGCUUCACAGCAAGGGAAAGCCAUCCUUCUCUUUGCGGUCAAUUUCCUUGAAAUAUAUGACUCUUCCUCAGAUAAAGUCCGUCAUUCAAUCACCCAUUAAAACCCUUUAAAACCCACUUCUUUGUUCUUAUUCUUGUACUUGAUUUUUGAAUUCCUUGAACUUCCAAGCACCCAAAAAAAAAAAAAAAAAAACCCAAAACCAAAAAUGGUGAGCUAUGAAGAACAAGUUGCAUGUGAUGAGCUCUCUCUUUCUCACCCAGACCCUCUUGUGUUAGAGCUCAAUCGCCUCCAGAACCUACUCAAAGAGAAGGAUAGGGAGUUGGGGGCUGCACAAGGUGAAAUCAAGGCAUUGAGAGCCACUGAAGCUUUGAAGGAUAAGGCUGUAGAAGAGCUCAAAAAUGAAGUUGAUAAAAUGGAAGAGAAACUCCGAGUCACUGAAAAUUUUCUUGACCAUAAGAAUCUUGAAGUCAAGAAACUAACAAGUGAGAAGAAAGAUGCAUUGGCAGCACAGUAUGCUGCUGAAGCAACACUAAGAAGGGUGUAUGCAAACCAAAAAGAGGAUGAUUCUCUUCCUAUAGAAUCAGUCAUUGCUCCUCUUGAGGCUGAAAUCAAGAUGUACAAGAAUGAGAUUGCAGCAAUGCAGGAGGAUAAAAAGGCUCUGGAACGUCUCACUAAGUCAAAAGAAUCUGCCCUGCUUGAAGCAGAGAGAAUUUUGAGAAGUGCUCUAGAAAGGGCUUUAAUAGUAGAGGAGGUUCAAAAUCAAAACUAUGAAUUGAAGAGACAGAUAGAGAUUUGCCAGGAGGAGAACAGAAUUCUUGAGAAAACCAAUCGCCAAAAGGUUUUAGAGGUUGAAAAGCUGAGCCAAACCAUUCAAGAACUUGAGGAGGCUAUUCUAGCAGGUGGGGCUGCUGCUAAUUCUAUACGUGACUACCGGCGGCAGAUAGAAGAAUUGCAUGAGGAAAAGAGGACACUGGAAAGGGAGCUAGCAAGAGUCAAAGUUUCAGCAAACAGAGUUGCAACUGUGGUGGCUAAUGAGUGGAAAGAUGAAAAUGACAAAGUAAUGCCUGUCAAGCAAUGGUUGGAAGAGAGAAGAAUUCUGCAGGCAGAGAUGCAGCGACUGAGAGACAAACUAGCCAUAUCAGAGAGAACAGCUAAGGCAGAAGCACAACUUAAGGAUAAAUUAAAGCUGAGACUUAAAAUAAUUGAAGAAGGUUUGAAGGAUUCCUCGAGUUUCUCAGUCAACCCUAACAGAUUCUGUAAGUCCCCAAAAACAGAAAAGUCCAGCAACAUAUUUGGCUUUUUGACAAGCAAUGGUGGACUAAGAAAGAGGUCUACAUCCCAGCCAAGGGCUUCUACUGUCAGUAUAAGCUCUCCAUUGCAAAACCCCAUUGUAGAAAAUGAAACAGCCAAUGUUACUCUAGAGCUCAAACAAGCAAAUAACUUGAAAAAGAAAUAUGCUUCAGGUGAAAAUAUGCUGAAAAAAAGUAUAUGGGCAUCUAGAAGUAAAGUUGUUGAUAGCAAUGAAAAUGAGAACACAGAUAAUGAUGAAACAACAGCCUCACCAGAAAGAAAAUCCAAAAGUGGAGGCGAUGAAGAUCCACAAAACAAAGGAAGUAAUGAAGAUGUGGUCUCAGGAUUGCUGUAUGAUAGACUUCAAAAGGAAGUCAUCAACUUAAGGAAGCUUUGUGAUGUGAAGGAAAGUACUUUGAAUACUAAAGAUGAAGAAAUAAAGGUGCUCAUAAAGAAGGUUGAUGCAUUGACAAAAGCCAUCGAAGUAGAGUCCAAGAAAAUGAAGAGAGAAGCAGCAGCUAGAGAAAAGGAAGCUGCAUUAAUGAAGGUGGAUGAUAAUAGAAAGAAUAGACAUGCAAACUCAUCUACAAGGGUAACAAAAGCAUUGUGAAUAUUCCCUACAUUGGAGAAAGUUGAAAUUAUCAGGAAAUCUGAAAUCAUUUGACUCAUCAGCCACUUUGUGUGAUUUCAAAUGUAGAUACACAAACGAAGUUUAACCAAGAUAGUUAGAAGAAAUAAAGGUCUGAUUGGAAUGGGGGGAAUUGACUUUGUGAUGUGUUAGAUUUGUUUUGUCUACUGUUUGAUAUUGUGUAAAUUGUAUCCAAUAUGGUUUUGCGUCCAUACUUGUGAAUAGUAAGAAGGAAAUGAACUUUCAACUGCCUUUUUUU
This is a messenger RNA of Quercus lobata, 2214 nucleotides long. It is a transcript of the gene MAP70-5, whose product is annotated as microtubule-associated proteins 70-5. The transcript has 11 exons. Gene Ontology annotation, molecular function: microtubule binding. Bases 243 to 1937 code for a protein of 564 amino acids. Gene Ontology annotation, biological process: cytoskeleton organization. The record is from RefSeq and is a predicted model, not a curated record. Lineage: Eukaryota; Viridiplantae; Streptophyta; Magnoliopsida; Fagales; Fagaceae.